AUGUCCCCGACACCAGGGCUCUCACCCGAGCAGAGAAGUCACAUCAUCACCAAAGCCUUGCAAGGUGUGCCCCUUCCCCUCCUUUUUGAUGUCCUACAUCUGACCUCCACACUCGCUUGUCCUUCAGCCCGCGACGGAUCCUAUUCUCCUUACUCACUUUUCCGGGUCGGAGCCUGUUUGUUGGGUCAAAAGGAUGGGCAAUAUACAACAGGAGCCAAUGUUGAAAACGCCUCAUACGGUAGGUCUUUUAUUGCCCAUGCAUCGUUCUCCGCUGUAGCGGCACGCCACAUGGUGACACUCGGGGGUCAAGCGCGAGUCACGACUCAAGAUAUAGCCCUGACCGGGUAUAUGUGAGACUGCAGGUGUGACCAUUUGUGCGGAACGGACGGCGAUCGUCAAAGCAGUGGUGGGUCUCAUGCUGCCGUCACACCCGAGAUGCCCUGUUAUCGCCCGGGCGGGGUUCACGGCGUCGCCGCAGGCUGACCGCAGCUCGGGUCACUUUUCUCCAGACGGAAAGUCCAAACCGUCGCUUUGUAGGGCUGGCGAUCGCAAGGUGAGGCGAGGGAAUCUUCGUCGUGCAUUGGGUCGAACUCGAAUCGCUGCUUCUGACGCCACAACUCACGACGUGGCACUCGCUGGCCGACUCAUCGCAGCGACCUUAAUGGAGUGUGCAGCCCCUGCGGUCUAUGCCGCCAAACGCUGCGAGAGUUCUGUCCUUUGGAUGUGAGUCGUCGCACGCACACCCGAGCCAACGGGGGAGGGGAACGCGCGAUUCCAUGCCUUCGUCGAUCAAUGGUGUCUGCGCUGACAUCCAACACUGCGUGUGCAUGCGUCGUCAGAUGCCCAUCUUGCUCGUUCCCGCUAACUAUUCCGAACAGACCAAGACGGUUACCGCGCGAGAGGCGAAGGAGCACGGAGACAAGGGUGUGCUAGUUGUGACCACGCUUGACGAGGUGCGGCCCUCACCUACCAUGAUGCUUCACUAUUUGUCUAACUGUCACAUGCACCCGCUGUCUCCUCUUCUUGCUUUCCUCUAGCUACUGCCGCUCUCGUUCGGACCCGAAGACCUCGCUCUACCGCGACAAGGAUGA
Molecule: messenger RNA, 1091 nt
Organism: Microbotryum saponariae
Lineage: Eukaryota; Fungi; Basidiomycota; Microbotryomycetes; Microbotryales; Microbotryaceae
Source: the annotation of a GenBank genome assembly